Messenger RNA from Trematosphaeria pertusa, 751 nucleotides. RefSeq lists its product as uncharacterized. Bases 103 to 603 code for a protein of 166 amino acids. The transcript is spliced from 4 exons. The record is from RefSeq and is a predicted model, not a curated record. Gene Ontology annotation, cellular component: mitochondrial outer membrane. Lineage: Eukaryota; Fungi; Ascomycota; Dothideomycetes; Pleosporales; Trematosphaeriaceae. Gene Ontology annotation, molecular function: nascent polypeptide-associated complex binding.
UCCUCCAUCUCCCUCGUAGCUGCACGCUUUUGCACUGCGCUCGACAGAGAAGCUCGACACUCGAACCACCUCGCGCAGAGCUAUAUCAGCAGAGCUAUCAUCAUGUCGUACGCGGACGUUGCUGCGAAGGGACCGAAACAGACUGCCGAAGAGGCUCGCGCCCCCGCCCAACCCCAAGUCGAGCGCACCGAUGACAGCGUGCACUCCCUCAUCGACGUCGACUCGCCGCACAUCUCGUCCGUCCCGUCGGACUACGACCAGCAAUCGAUAAAAACCGACACGCAGGCCGAGCGCAUCGAGAUGGAGGAGCAGGCCAAGCAGGCGGCCGCGGAGGCCAGGGCCAAGAAAGACAAGGCGAAGGAGAAGGCGCGUCGCGGCGCUGGCUACGCCCAGCAGAACGCGGAUAACCCCGUGCUUAUUGGGAAUGCGCUGACGGUGGGCAUCUUGGGCACCGUGCUGGGUGUGGGUGCGUAUCGCAAGUGGACGAGGGAUGAGCUGAGCUGGAAGGUCGUGGGUGCGUGGGCGGGCGUGGUGGGCUUGUUCGGCGUCGCGGAUUAUUAUGUGUCGCAAUACUUCUUCAAGAAGUACCCGCCGAAGAAGUAGAUGGUCCCGGUAUCCUCUCUGUCUCUCGACUCGGUUCAACGGCAACUUCAGGAUAGAUUCUCCAGCUCUUCCUAACUCUAGUUUGCUUACCAUUUCUUUAGCCCCCCUCUCCGAUAGUAGGACUAUGGCAAGCACACGUCUCUCAGCU